Messenger RNA from Prorocentrum cordatum, 384 nucleotides. NCBI's taxonomy places the organism in Eukaryota, Dinophyceae, Prorocentrales, Prorocentraceae. The record is from the annotation of a GenBank genome assembly.
AUGCUGGGUCCAGGCAAGCCUCAGCAUCAUAUAUUGAACCAUGGCAUCGGACGCCUUGGGCACAUCAAGGACAGAAAGGACAGUGGGCGGAGCGCCAGACAUGUAGCGGGCGCACGACUCAGAGCAAAUAUUAUUAGGGCCAACAUCAAGGCCAAUGGAACACCAGGCGCCACCAUGAUGACAACGAAAUUUGUUACAAUUACGCGUGCAAUGUUAAUGAGAGGACAUGGCAGCGUUGGUCUGCCGAGGAAUAACAGGACUACCACGGUCGCUAUCGCGCUUGUCGAAGAAUUGCUGCCGGCGCGGACUCAGUCGGAGCAGCGCUGCGUGAUCAAGAAGGACGGGGCAAAGUGCCCGCGCGUGAACUUGGACGUUUACUUUUGA